Molecule: messenger RNA, 1488 nt
Organism: Exserohilum turcica Et28A
Lineage: Eukaryota; Fungi; Ascomycota; Dothideomycetes; Pleosporales; Pleosporaceae
Exons: 2
Coding region: 71-1288 (405 amino acids)
Source: RefSeq, a predicted model, not a curated record
CAAUCGCAACACAAUACAUGGCUCCAGGUUGACCUGCUGCUCAUUUCAAACCCCAACGGCGAAUGCGAUCAUGGCUCCUCUCAGCAGCAACGUCAAUGGUGGAUCACUGGCCAUGGAUAAGCGAAUGCCCGAGCCGGCGACCACUCGCACCUCACCGCCUACAAGAAGCAGCAUGACUCUCGAAGGAGGCUUUCUCGAGGCCUGGGCACAAGGAUACAAUGUGGGCAGUUUGAUUAUCCUCAUCUUAAUUGUCUUUUGCAAUUACCGGUCCGGAAUCUGGCUUCACAAGCUUAUUCUACUCGAGCUUCUUCUCGCCAUCGGACACGGUACCUUUAUCUUUGUCGAUGACCCGCACUAUGGAUGGUAUCUGUCAGCCACAGCUACCCUCCUCUUCAUCUCAUACUUUCUGCACAACGUAGUCGCCUGGCUUAAGAUUCGACCUUUUUUGCCGCUAUGGGGUUCCCGCCUUUUCAUCAUCUCGCUGCUUUGCGUACAACCUUUUUGGGUCGCAGAAGCAUGGUCCAACUUUGCGUACUUUAACCAGCUUAGCACUGGCUCUAAAGUCAAUCUCCGUACGCGCCCCUGGGAGGCGCUAGUCAGGGACCCAUGGUGGAUCUUCACAACCUGGAGACUCAUUCACGCUAUCAAAAAGACCUAUGCGUUUAACCUAUGGACCCUGAUCCGCAUCAACAGAAGGUUUGGAGUCAUGCUAGCUUGCAUGAUUCUAUCCAUCGCCUUCCUGCUGACUGAUGUCGCCGUCAGCGCCGCAAAAGUCACCGCAAGCAGUGGCAUCAACCCCUACUGGCGCUUCGCACUGGUUUUCAAGUGUGCCUCCGAUACUAUCUUCCUCGAUGACUUCAAAUCCGUCCUCGACGACAUUGUCGCCCGCAAGUUCAGUUCUGCCGGCGACACCGCACCGCGCGGCUCCGUCUCGCGUACCGGCCACCACAAGCGAUCACGCUCGACUUCGCGCGAAGAAUUCAUCGAUUGCACCAUGCUCGACCGAGCAACCAGCCCAUCUCCCAACAACAAUACCAAGCCGAAGCCCACAAGACCCAGGCUUGGUUCUUUGUUCUCUUCUAAAUCUCGUCAUGCGUCUUCCAAGACCCCGAUGAUUCACAUCCAACGUCCCGAAGAGACCGAGGCGCCACAGCCAAGGCAUUCCAGUCAGGAUACUUGGAGUAGUUUGUCGCCCGUGGUUCCGAGACCAGCGCAUACGGUAUAUCGCAAUCCCGAUUUUAGGGCGAAUGAGAGCGACGGGAGUUUACUCAUCGGCCGGCUUGUUUGAGUAAUUGAUGCCAAGAUGCCGCUGGUCGGCUGCCGCAUCUUAUUCUUUAACUCGAGCUUCUUGCCUCUCGUACGCAUUCAACUCGUGUGCCGCAUAGUGGGCAAAGGGACGCCGUGUCUCUAUAUCUCUUAGCGCCUCAUUACUUGACGAUCGAUGGAGGAAGAGCCGGAAGGGCAUUGUACAUAUACAUUUUUUUUUCU